CUGUUGUCGGUGCUCACCCCCCCCCCCCCCCCGCAUAAAACCCACCAUGUCAUACUACGGUCAACAACAACAGCCACCUCCACCACAGGGAUAUUACCCACCUCCCGGUGGUCAAUACCCGCCUCCCCAGCAAAUGCAGUAUGCUCCCCCGCAAGAGCAGUCGCAGUCCAAGGACCGUGGGUGUCUCACCACCUGGUAUGUGCUGACCUGGACCCGAGCGGACCUGACUUUGGCUAACGGUUCUUAGUCUUCUGACCAUGUGCUGUUGUUUUCUCUGCGAGGAGGCCUGCGAGUGCUGCUUCGAGAUCGUGGAAUGCUUAUGUUGUGGAUGCUAGUCGCGGUGCUGUACUAUACCUUUGUUUGAGAUUGCUCCUGCUUCUGCUCGUUAUGUGUUCGGCCU
Aspergillus brunneoviolaceus CBS 621.78 is the source of this 400-nucleotide messenger RNA. RefSeq lists its product as uncharacterized. Bases 47 to 247 code for a protein of 66 amino acids. The transcript is spliced from 2 exons. NCBI's taxonomy places the organism in Eukaryota, Fungi, Ascomycota, Eurotiomycetes, Eurotiales, Aspergillaceae. The record is from RefSeq and is a predicted model, not a curated record.